Molecule: messenger RNA, 3379 nt
Organism: Ostrinia furnacalis (Asian corn borer)
Lineage: Eukaryota; Metazoa; Arthropoda; Insecta; Lepidoptera; Crambidae
Exons: 4
Coding region: 216-1256 (346 amino acids)
Molecular function (GO): DNA binding
Source: RefSeq, a predicted model, not a curated record
ACUGAUAUGGUGUAUUAUUUUAUUAUUGAGUUUCAUGUGAUAUUAAAAUUGUUGACUAAAAUGUGUUUUAUUUAUCUCCUGUAUUUAUAAUUUGGUUAUAUAGUGUAAGUAGUUAGUGUCUGUAUCAAAUUAGUAAGUAGAUAUAAUUGUUCUCAAGUAUUUACAACUUAGUUUGUGAUAGCUAAUAUAAGUUAGCUGAAAUAUUAACCAAUGCUAUGUUCUUUGCGACAGAAACAGAGUUACCGGAUUGGGUGUCUAUUUAUUUCUUGAAGAAUGGAGAUAAUGAAUAUCGUUGCAACAUAUGCGAGACGGUUCUGCAUACCGAUGAAAAGUCUAUGCAGUUAUUGGAACAUAUCAAGGCCAACCAUAAGGAAGUACAUGACUUACAUAAGGAAAAUCCUGAAGCCACCGUAGGGUUUCGCAUCGAGUUCCUUCAUUUAAAUGUACUGAAAGAUGAUGGUGACCCAAAAACGGAGCCUGUAAUUAUCGGUGAAAUGUGUGAAGCGACCUCGGAGGAAAUAGCUAAGCCCAUAACAAAGUUUGAUGAAACAAUGGACUCUCAUUUGGUUGUUAUGCCAGCGGCUAAGAAGAAGACUCAGCGACGUGAAAGUGAAACCAGAAGGAAGAGUUGGGUGUGGAAAUACUUCAUUCGUAUAAGCAACAUCAUUUACCGAUGCAAAAUCUGCGAAGCCGUACUCUCUAUAAAGGGAUGCAACACUAACAACAUGAAUCGCCACGUACGGACAAAACAUCCGACCGUUUUCCAAAUGGAAAUGGAUGAGAAAAAGGACAAACAAUCGGACAUUGAAACUUCUGUGGAACUUGAAACACAGAAUAUCGAAGAUCUGAACUUGGAAAGGGAUUAUGCGAUAACUCAAGACGAUACCCCGCAAACCCCCACGAAAACCGGUUUCAACCGACGCAGUUGGAUAUGGAUGUACUUCACCCGACUGACCAACACCCUAGCGCAGUGCAAACUGUGCAACAGGAACAUUUGCCACGGGGGCAACGCUACAGGCAACAUGAACAGGCACCUCAAGAUGAUACACAAUAAGACUGGACAUGACCACAACUGGGUGUGGAAGGUGUUUGACAACACCGAUAUGGAGUCGUAUGCGUGCAAGAUAUGUCAGUACCGCUGCGUCAGACACGAUGACGUAGACCGAAGCAUCUCAACCAUUCUCAACCACCUGAAGUUGGCGCAUGGAGUGGUCUCGGGUGAGCAAAUCAUCACCAGCGUGGAGUGUGAGGAUUAGUAUUAAAUUUUGAUUAGAAUAUAGUAUUGCAAAUAUUUAAAAUGAACCACUUAAGAAAUAUUUCAGGUUUAUAAAAAACACUCAAUAGAUGGCGCUAGUGUGACUUUUAUCAAUAAAUAGUUUGGUACUGAUAUUAAAUCUAAGAUUUUAAAAAUUUACGCUUGCAUCAGGAUCCGACUUAAAACGACCAUUUAACUAACCGUUCGAAUCUCAUUUUUGUGUUUAUUGCAUUGGUUUAUGAUUGUCAGUUUUCAGAAUUGCUGAUUUUUUAAGCUGUAGAUACAAAUAAAACGCGACUGCCAAAAUUACAAUAUGAACAUUCUGCAUCUUUAUUUAGCAAGUAUUUCGCCCCUAUUCACAACAUUACUAUGAGGUCUCACAGUGCGCGUGGUCGCACAGGGUGACACACGAACCAAUCAGACCUCUAUUCAACGCUGUGCGUUCGAUUUACUGCUUCACUUAAGCAAGCAUCGUUUGUGAAUACGGGCGUUUGAUUCUUUAAUCCUGAAACUGACCACUAGCGCCAUCUAGUUAUAGUCCGGCUUUUUACAUCUUCAUUAAAAAAGGCAAAUUUCUACAAUCAUGAUUUCGAAGCUGAUUUUUGGGGAACUAAAUAUUUUGACCAAUUGUAAAUAUGAUUUUACGUUUAUAGAAGUUAUUUGAGUCAAAGCUCUGAACAUGUUUGUCAAUAUCAAUCAAGGCGGUUGAGUGAUUUUUAAACAGCAUCUUGAACUAUACAAAAGUCGGAUUCGUAAUUCGCAUCAAUGUGAAAACGUACCGACAAUGAAGAAACUUGUCAAGUAUGUGUUCACAUUGAUGCGUCUUGGCCAAUUUCCCGCAGUGUACUUCCAGCAUUUGGGUGAAAAUCAAGUUAUCUACGGAGUAGUAGUAGUAAGGGACUGCGCACAUUAUCGGGACAACGCAGCAAGGGAUUUUUAGGUAUCAAACAUACUACGUAGUUUUGACGCUACAGUUGAACUGGCAAUGUAGGCCUUCUGCUUCAGUAUUCCUACCUAAGCAUGCCGUGGCGUCUCAAAACCAUUAAAAUUGCAAUUUCAACCGUAGGGCUAAAACUGGAACAUUAUUAUUCGUCACUUAAAAAUCUAUUGCUGUCCCGUCCCGGUAAUGUGUACAGUCCCUUUACUUGACUUGCGCUAGAGAAAUACUUUUCUUAUUUUGAUUUGAUCCUUAUGUGAUUCAGUGAAUUGCUAAAUUAUUAAUUGGAUUUUUGACUCCCGUGUGUCACGAGGGGUUUAUAUGUGACUUUUCGUCAUACAGUUUUUGUAUUUUUGCGUAAUUCAAUUGCGCGGUAUUUAAAUAUAAUAUUUGUUGUUACUUUUACUUUUAUCUUUACUAGGUUAUAGGAAACCAUUGGUGAUUAAUAAUUUAAUACGGAUUAUGUCACAGUUAUGGCGUUUCGAAAACGGUUAGAGACUGGUUUAAUUUCAUAUAGAUGGCGCUGUCUAUAAUAUGGUGCAGGAAAAGGCCUUUCAAUAAACUUUAUAAGAUGUUAGUUGAACGUUUGUUAGACCGCACACUAAUGCACCAUCCUAAUUUCACUUUUAACAAACGUCAAAAAUCGUUAUAGUUACCGUUAAAGUUAGGUGGUACAACCCAGCUUAACUGUUGGGAAUAAUUUUUAUUCUAACGCAGUUCUCGUUUUCAUCCAAUUUUCCGUGUGUCGUCCUGCAAACAUACGGCUCAGACAGAACGUCUUAUUUAGAGGAGUCUAAAGAUUUAAUUAUUCAACAAUUAUUUUCUGUUAUCAUACAAAAGGACUUCUGCCUAGCUCGCUCCUACUUUUCUUUUCAAUUAUUUCUUGAAAUAUUUAAGGCUUAAGUUUCUUUCGCUAUUUCUCAACACCAACCGAUAUUGUCCUGAAGUUGUGGUGCAAGAUAUUAUUUGUGAUGUUGAUGAUGAAUAAGAUUUUUAAUUCAGUUUUUUUACAAUUAGAAUUUGAGAAAAAAACGCCUAACCGUUCUCGAAUACGUCCAUUCUGUGUAUUAAAGUAUGUAUUAGUCUGUCGGAGUUUCAUUUAACAUAUUAAUAUAUUGUAUAAACUGGAGUUUUAUUACUUACUUUUAUUUGAUUUUCGUGUUAUUAAAGUUAAACUAGGCUAAUUU